This is a messenger RNA of Hydra vulgaris (swiftwater hydra), 2892 nucleotides long. The record is from RefSeq and is a predicted model, not a curated record. Lineage: Eukaryota; Metazoa; Cnidaria; Hydrozoa; Anthoathecata; Hydridae.
UCUUUUAGUUUUUCACAAAAUGAUCCUAAAGUUAAAAACUGUAAAUAAUGAGUGAAUAUACUGACGAUGAGGAUAGUGCGAAAGUCAGAGCAGCUAUAGUUGAGAGAUAUCGAAGAGGUCCACAAGGACCAGUUGAUCCAUGGGAAGAUGCAAGCUUUAUUGUCUAUCAAGUUAUGGAUCAUUAUGGUUUUCUCCAUAAAAAUCCACUGCCUGUUAUUCGAGAUCCAAGGAUGGAGGAAAUUGAACUUGAACGUGCAGGUAAAUGGAUAAAGAUGUUUUCUAAUUGGAAAAAUUACUUUAAUGGAGACAAACCUUCAGAAAAACUGAGACGUAGAAUUUAUAAAGGUAUCCCACCUCGUGUGCGCGGGGAAGCUUGGAAAAAAAUUUUGAAUUUACAAAAUGUUGCAAAAAAAGGUGUUUAUGAAAAGUUUAAAAAAGUUGCUUUGGAAAAUAGUCCUGAUAUAAGACAAAUAGAUUUAGAUGUUAACAGAACUUAUCGUGAUCAUAUUAUGUUUCGUGAUAGGUUUGGAGUUAAACAACAAGCAUUAUUCAAUGUUUUAGCUGCUUAUUCAAUUUAUAAUACAGAAGUUGGAUACUGUCAAGGAAUGAGUGGAAUUGUAGCUUUAUUACUUAUGUAUAUGGAUGAAGAGGCUACAUUUUGGGCUUUGUCUGAACUAUUGGCUGAUCGUAAACAUGCUAUGCAUGGAUUAUUUGUACCUGGUUUCCCAAAGCUUAUACGUUUCCAAAAUCACCACGACAAAGUAGUUAAAAAACUUCUUCCAAAACUCGGAAAACAUUUAGAAGAAGAAAAUGUUAAUACAAAUUUAUAUACACUUAAAUGGUUUAUGCAAUGCUUUUUAGAUCGAUUACCAUUUUCUUUAGUUUUAAGAGUUUAUGACAUUUAUAUGAUUGAUGGAGAUCGUAUUUUAACAGCUAUGGCUUAUCAUAUUCUAAAGAUAUUUAGAAAAAGAAUCAUGAAAAUGGAUUUUGAGAGUAUUGCUCCUUUUUUACAGGAGGAAAUUCCAAAUUCAAACUUAAAUGAUGAUUUGGUUUUAGAAGAAUUACAGGAAUCAAUGAAUGAAUUAAAAAAAGCAAAACUAGAUGUCUGUCCUCCACCUUCUAGUAGCGAGCUUCCUACUAAAGUUCUUGGUACACUUCCUGAUAGAAAUUCAUUUAUAACGGCUUCUAAGCGUGCACGAAGCUCAGGUGAUCGUAAAAGUAUUGUUGAGGUUCCAAUUGGGCGUCCUCCAUCACCAGUUUUGUCAUCUAAUAAUAUAGUAACCGUUUCUGGUUAUGAGAAGCCAAAUAAUCAAAAGUCAUCAAGUUUUAAAAACAGUGCAGAUCGAAAAAAGUUAAAAGAAAGUAGUAGUAAAAUUUUAGAAAAUGGAAUAAAUUCAACCAGUCCACCUAGGAAUGUUCAAAAAGAUACUAGUUUGCAGAAAAAUGGACAAAAUAGUCAUUCAAAUUAUGAUGAAGAAAUUUAUCGAAAAUUUCCACAACAUUUUGAAGAAAAGAAACACGAAAAUGGUUAUGCAAAAAAGAUUGCAGCUAUACCUCUUCCAGAUUAUUCAGAUGACUCUGAGUAUGAAAAUGACGAUGCUCACUCUAAGAAAGUUUCUGGAAGUAAUAAUAGAGUUGCAUUAAGUUCUGGUUAUGCCACUCAAACACAUUGUUUUGUAAAGAAAAUGUCAUCCAUGAGAAGAUCGCUUGUAAAUGAUGACCAUGAAGCAGAUUGUUGGGAUGUUAGUUUGACUCUUGAUAGUGUAAAUGAGAAAGCUUCUCUUAGGCGUUAUGUUGAUGAGGCAGAUACUCAUGCGUUUCAUUCUUUGGAAACUGAGUUUGUAAAAACUAAAAAAGGUGAUAUUCUUGUGGCCAUUCAAGGCAAGUCAGAAAAUAAAAAGUCUGUGCUUUUAACUCUGCAUGACAUUGGUCAGAAUCACAUAGUUGCAUUUCAGUCGUUUUUCUGUUUUCAUCAACUAAAACCUCUGUUAGAUAACUUUAUUGUUUAUCAUUUAAAUUUUCCUGGCCAACAUGAGAAUGCUGAAGCUCUACCAGAGAAUUAUGUUUACCCAACCAUGGAUGAGAUGGCUGAUAUGGUGGAGGAGGUGCUACAAUAUUACAAUAUUAAAAAGAGUGUAUGUUUUGGAAUAGGUGCUGGAGCUAAUGUUUUUACUCGUCUUGCUUUAAAAAAAACCUUCAAUGUAGAUUGCCUAAUAGCCAUUAAUGGAGUUGUAAAUGCAUGCUCCUGGGUGGACUGGUCGUAUGAAAAACUUAUGAGUUACUAUUUGAAAACAAAAGGAAUGACUCAAUUUUCUGUUGAUUAUCUGCGAUAUCAUUUUUUUGGAAGAAAUGAGGAGAAUUACAAUAAUGAUCUUGUCAGUAUGAUGGUUGAUCAAUUGAAUCGAAUUAAAUAUCCUCGUAAUCUUGGUUUAUUUAUUGAAUCUCAUGCCAGACGUACACCAAUAAAUAUAAGCCGGCCAGUCAGUAAUCAGUCACCCAUGACCACUUUAAAAUGUGGUGUUUUAUUAAUAACAGGUGAUAAUUCACCAGCUGUUGAUGACACUGUAGAUAUGAACUCUAAACUAGAUCCCACAAAUUCUACUUGGAUGAAAAUUUCAAGUGCUUCUACCUUGGUUUUAGAGGAACAGCCCAAUACAGUAGUUAAUGCCCUUAUUUAUUUUUUACAAGGUUAUGGAUACGUUCUUAAACUACGUGCUCCUGCCCUCUCCGUGCCAGCAAUAGAUACUCCUGUUGAUGGACCUUCUGCUAUUUGUUGAUUACAUAAGCAUAAUUUUGAAAUACUAGUUCUGAUACUUUGAAACAGAGUCUUGAAAAGUAUUGUAAAAACUUUCAAUUUAUACAGUAUAAAUACACUAUAUGUUUUUUUGUAAA